Messenger RNA from Erythranthe guttata (spotted monkey flower), 1840 nucleotides. RefSeq names its product Glycosyl hydrolase superfamily protein. Gene Ontology annotation, molecular function: hydrolase activity, hydrolyzing O-glycosyl compounds. Gene Ontology annotation, biological process: carbohydrate metabolic process. The record is from RefSeq and is a predicted model, not a curated record. Lineage: Eukaryota; Viridiplantae; Streptophyta; Magnoliopsida; Lamiales; Phrymaceae.
UUUCAGGAAAAAAAGCUCUUAUUUUGAUUUAUCGAAAUCGGUCUAGUUAAUACGAAAGGCAUAACGAGAUACACCACGAUUAAUUAUAUAGACACAGAAUCGAUAUAAAAAAGUCGAAAAGAUAGCACAAAAGUACUAUACAUAGGGGUCAAGAUUCAUGAUCAAGAAUGAAAAGCAUAAAGUAUAACUUUGAGAUAAUGAAAAGAGUUUAGAAUCUCAUUCCAAUCCCACAAAGUUAAUAAAACAAAACAUUUUUUUAAAUAUUAUUUAUUUAAUCAUCAAAACAAAACCCAUAUUUCUCAAUCUUCUUGUGUUUAAGGUUUGGAAUCUUGGAUUGGUUUAAUUUGUUCUAACAUCAAACCUAAUUCCUAGGAUAACAAUGUCAGCAUGCCUGUAGAUGAAGCAUUGCAUCUCACACCCACAAGCCACCGCCGCCAUUGAAGCUAUUAUCAUCUUCUUAUAUCAAACUUGUCACAAUCUCUACUAUUUUCUCUUCAUUUCAAGAAUACCAUGGCCCUUUUCUCCUUCUUCUUCUUCUCGUUCGUUCUUCUCUCGAGUUCUAAUCCCUUUUCAAAUGUUGUGGUGGUAGAUGCCUUCACCGGCACGUACGGAGUAAACUACGGCAAACUAGCGAACAACAUCCCCCCACCGGAGAGUGUCGUAACCCUACUAAAAGCCGCCAAGAUAAAAAACGUCCGAAUCUAUGACGUGGAGCCUGCAACACUACGAGCCUUCAGUGGGUCCGAGAUUGAGAUCAUAGUGGGCCUCGGAAACGAAUUCCUUAGGGACAUAAGCGUAAACCCGGACCGGGCGGUCCAAUGGGUCAAGGAAAACGUGGAGCCCUACCUCCCGGGUACCCACAUUGCCGGCAUCGCUGUCGGCAACGAGAUCCUCGGCGGGGGGGACCCGGAGCUCUGGGAGGUCCUGGUCCCCGCCGUGAAAAACGUCCACAACGCCCUCGAGCGGGUCGGCCUGUCGGGCCGGGUCGAGGUGUCCAGCCCGCACUCGGAGGCCGUUUUCGCCACGACGUACCCGCCGUCCGCGGGGGCGUUUAAGGAAAGCGUGCUCCCGUACAUGACUCCACUCCUCGAAUUCUUCGCGCAAAUAAAGACACCUUUCUAUAUAAACGCGUACCCGUUUCUAGCGUACAUGAGCGACCCGGCCCACAUCGACAUAAAGUAUGCCCUGUUCGAGUCGAACCCGGGAAUCUCCGACCCGAAGACGAAGCUGCAUUACGACAACAUGUUCGACGCGCAGGUGGACGCCGCGUACUUCGCGCUCGAGAAGAUGGGGUACGGCGGCAUGCCGGUGAUCGUGUCGGAAACCGGGUGGGCUUCGAAGGGCGACGAGAGCGAGGCCGGAGCGAAUCUGAAGAACGCCAGGACUUAUAACCUUAACUUGAGGAAGAGGCUUCUGAAGAGGAAGGGGACUCCAUACAGGCCCAAAGUGGCGGUUCGGGCUUAUGUUUUUGCCUUGUUUAACGAGAAUAUGAAGCCCGGCCCGACUUCCGAGAGGAACUUCGGUUUGUUUAAGGCUGAUGGGAGUGUUUCUUAUGAUGUUGGCUUCACUGGUCUUGUUCCCAGUUCUUCACCGCCUUCUUCUUCUUCUUGUGUGAUCUACGCCGCCGCCGCCGCGGCGGCGGCGGCGGGGGUUCUGGUGUUCUGAGCGGUGGCCGGCAGUUUGGAACAGAGGAUGCAGAUUGUUGUUUAAUAUAAAUUAAUUAAUUCAUUCAUUCAUUUAUGCUCAAAAAAUGUACAUUGUUGAUUUCUUUGAACAUCAUAAUUGAACAAAUUCUGGAGUGAUUCCCAUUUCUGAAAUGUACCACUGGUUUUCUAGUUUA